Molecule: messenger RNA, 1471 nt
Organism: Drosophila grimshawi
Lineage: Eukaryota; Metazoa; Arthropoda; Insecta; Diptera; Drosophilidae
Gene: TM4SF
Product: leukocyte surface antigen CD53
Exons: 6
Coding region: 412-1275 (287 amino acids)
Biological process (GO): protein maturation; protein localization to plasma membrane
Cellular component (GO): membrane
Source: RefSeq, a predicted model, not a curated record
AGACAGUAAACUGCGUGUUUUUAUCUGUGGACGCAACUUUGCUCGCUCGACAACUUGAAACUUAAACAGUUAUUUUUAGUUAAAAUUUACAACAGUGAAGUUCAGAAUUAUCGCUGCGAAAAUGUUAAUGUGUGGUGUAAACUAUAUUAGGACAACUAUGCAAAACAUUUAAUGUUUGAAAGCUAGCCACUUUUCACAGAGGCCCACAAAACCACAUAAUCACAAAAUCCAAAAACACAAAAAAAAUAUAUUAAAAUUAAUAAAAAAAAGAGAUAGUUCGUCUUUGCAAGUCUAUAGGCACAUUCACAUUUAAGCAUUAAACAAUUUGCACAUCCAAAUUAAAUAAAAAUAACAAAAGAUAAAAAACAUUUGAAAAGUGUCUGGUGAAAGAGAGUAUUCUGAGAACUGUAAAUGAUGGCUCUGCCCAAAAAGAUUAAAUGUUUUAAAUAUUUAGUUUACAGUUAUGUGUUCCUCUUGGCGUUGACGGGAGCAGCGCAAAUAUUUUUGGGAACAUCCCUUUUGUGGGGACACUCGGUUUAUUAUGGGAUCGUACAGAACAAGUUGUGGGCUCCAGCUGCAAUCCUGCUUUGCCUAGGUCCCGUUACAUUCAUACUAUGCUGGAUGGGCUGCCAGGCAACCAACCAACGGAAACGCUGUCUCCUCGGCAUGUUCGCAGCUCUUUUGGUGGCUUGUAUAUGUGUUCAAUUCAUUAUCUGUGGUUGGUCCUUGGCAAUGCGAGAGAAUCUUCCAACAUCUGUGGAGAUUUUCAUUGACGAUUCUUUUGUCGAGUUUUUGGACAAGUUCUCCAGAACUAAAGUUGACAACUUGCAUUUGUGGAAUCGCAUGCAAUCUCAGUUGCAGUGCUGCGGUGUCGAUGGACCGCUUGACUAUCGACGACUUUCGCUUCCUUGGUCGUGCUGCUCUCGUCCUGAGCACGCCUACGAAUCGGCAUGUGAUACUCACUAUAAGCGCGGCUGCUUGGCCGUAGUAUCGGAGCAGAUCAAGAGUCGUCUGAUGAUAACCGCAUUUGGAGCUGCCAUCAUUGCCAUUCUACAGAGUUUGGGUAUCUUUUGUGCUGUACAUUUGACCAUAUUGUUUGGCAAGAACGACAAUACCCAUCCAAUGAAUAUGAAUCGAAAAAAGAAGCAACAGCAAUUCUUACCAUUGACCAUACAGGAUAAGAGGCACGAUUUACCAUCACCAAUUAAUCUGUCGCCAUCGGCACCAGGACAACGCGUUUUAAAAACUGCUCUCCCUUCGGCCAUGCACAAAUGACAGACGAUUAGCUUUUAAUAUUUAACAUAAUUAUGAAAACCAAAAAAAAAAAAACUCAAAAAAGUUAUAAAAACAAACAAAAAAAAUAAUGUUGUAACCUGAGAUGGAAUGAAUAUAACUGUGACCCUCAAUGUUACGUUAUGGUAAUUUUAAAAACAAAUUGACCGUUCGAGCAAAAAAUGAAACAACAUUUAAA